This is a messenger RNA of Cinclus cinclus, 8904 nucleotides long. Its product is annotated as voltage-dependent N-type calcium channel subunit alpha-1B-like. The record is from RefSeq and is a predicted model, not a curated record. The coding region runs from base 1 to 7074 and encodes 2357 amino acids. Gene Ontology annotation, molecular function: high voltage-gated calcium channel activity. Gene Ontology annotation, biological process: calcium ion import across plasma membrane; chemical synaptic transmission. Lineage: Eukaryota; Metazoa; Chordata; Aves; Passeriformes; Cinclidae. The transcript is spliced from 49 exons. Gene Ontology annotation, cellular component: neuronal cell body; membrane; voltage-gated calcium channel complex.
AUGGCUCGGUUUGGGGAUGAUCUGCCAACCCGCUAUGGAGGUGGAGGGCCGGCCGGGGCUGGAAGAGGGAGCAGCCGGCAAGGUGGCCCCCAAGCCGGCCAAAGGAUGUAUAAACAGUCGAUGGCUCAGAGAGCCAGGACUAUGGCUCUCUACAACCCCAUCCCUGUCAAACAGAACUGCUUCACAGUCAACAGAUCCCUCUUCAUCUUCAGUGAAGAUAAUGUUAUACGGAAAUACGCCAAGCGAAUAACAGAGUGGCCUCCAUUUGAAUACAUGAUUUUAGCUACAAUCAUAGCCAAUUGUAUUGUGCUGGCUCUGGAACAACAUUUGCCGGAUGGAGACAAGACACCGAUGUCAGAGAGACUGGAUGACACCGAGCCGUACUUUAUUGGAAUAUUUUGUUUUGAAGCUGGUAUCAAAAUCAUCGCUCUGGGCUUUGUUUUUCACAAAGGCUCUUACCUGAGGAACGGCUGGAACGUGAUGGAUUUUGUUGUGGUCCUCACAGGGAUUCUGGCGACUGCUGGGACUGAUUUUGACCUGCGGACCCUGCGAGCUGUGCGGGUGCUGCGGCCCCUGAAACUCGUGUCGGGAAUCCCAAGUCUGCAGGUUGUCCUCAAAUCCAUCAUGAAGGCCAUGGUGCCCUUGCUGCAGAUUGGGCUGCUCCUCUUCUUCGCCAUCGUGAUGUUUGCCAUCAUUGGGCUGGAGUUUUACAUGGGCAAAUUCCAUAAAACCUGUUUUUCCAACGAGACAGGUGAGGAGGUGGGGGAUUUUCCCUGUGGAGAGGAGCCUCCUGCCAGGCAGUGUGAGAGCGGGACCACGUGCAGGGAGUACUGGCAGGGUCCCAACUAUGGCAUCACCAACUUUGACAACAUCCUCUUCGCUGUGCUCACCGUCUUCCAGUGCAUCACCAUGGAGGGCUGGACUGACAUCCUCUACAACACAAAUGAUGCUGCAGGAAAUACCUGGAACUGGCUUUACUUCAUCCCUCUCAUCAUCAUUGGCUCUUUCUUCAUGCUCAACUUGGUGCUGGGCGUCUUAUCAGGGGAAUUUGCCAAGGAGCGAGAGCGGGUGGAGAACCGCCGGGCGUUCCUGAAGCUCCGCAGGCAGCAGCAAAUCGAGCGGGAGCUCAACGGGUACCUGGAGUGGAUCUUCAAAGCAGAGGAGGUCAUGCUGGCCGAGGAGGACAAGAACGCGGAGGAGAAGUCCCCUCUGGACGGGAGGGCCGCCUCGGAAGGGCCGAUUCCUCAAGGCACGGCGCCGGCAGAGACUGGCAGCGGCAGCAGCUACAACAUGUUGAAAAGAGCCGCAAUAAAGAAGAGCAAAAAUGACCUGAUUCAUGCAGAAGAAGGUGAGGACCAUUUCACAGACAUUUGCUCCGUUGGGUCUCCCUUUGCCCGUGCCAGUUUGAAGAGUGGGAAGAACGAGAGCUCGUCCUACUUCAGGAGGAAAGAGAAGAUGUUCCGCUUCUUCAUCCGCCGCAUGGUGAAGGCUCAGAGCUUCUACUGGGUCGUGCUCUGCGUGGUGGCCCUCAACACCCUGUGUGUGGCCAUGGUGCACUAUGACCAGCCUGAGAAGCUGACCACUGCUCUCUAUUUCGCAGAGUUUGUUUUCCUGGGGCUGUUCCUCACUGAGAUGUCUUUGAAGAUGUAUGGGCUGGGGCCAAGGAAUUACUUCCACUCCUCCUUCAACUGCUUUGAUUUUGGGGUCAUCGUGGGCAGCAUUUUUGAGGUGAUUUGGGCUGCAGUGAAGCCGGGAACCUCCUUUGGCAUCAGCGUCCUGCGCGCCCUGCGGCUGCUGAGGAUUUUCAAAGUGACAAAGUACUGGAAUUCCCUGAGGAACCUGGUGGUGUCCUUGCUGAACUCCAUGAAAUCCAUCAUCAGUUUGCUUUUCCUGCUGUUCCUGUUCAUUGUGGUCUUUGCUCUGCUGGGGAUGCAGCUCUUUGGAGGACAGUUCAAUUUCAAAGAUGAAACUCCAACCACGAAUUUUGAUACCUUCCCUGCUGCCAUCCUCACAGUCUUCCAGAUCCUGACUGGGGAGGACUGGAAUGCUGUGAUGUACCACGGGAUCGAGUCGCAGGGCGGUGUCCACUCGGGAAUGUUCUCCUCCAUCUACUUCAUCGUCCUCACCCUGUUUGGUAACUAUACUCUCCUGAACGUCUUCCUGGCCAUCGCUGUGGACAACCUGGCCAACGCCCAGGAGCUGACCAAGGAUGAGGAAGAGAUGGAGGAAGCCACUAACCAGAAGCUGGCCCUGCAGAAGGCCAAGGAAGUGGCCGAAGUGAGCCCCAUGUCUGCAGCCAACAUCUCCAUAGCUGCCAAACAGCAGAAUUCCUCCAAAUCCAAGUCGGUUUGGGAGCAGAGGACGAGCCAGAUCCGGAUGCACAACUUCCGAGCCAGCUGCGAGGCGCUGUACAACGAGCUGGACCCCGAGGAGCGCGUCCGCUACGCCACCACCCUGCACAUCCGACCCGACAUGAAAACCCACCUGGACCGGCCUCUGGUCGUGGAGCCCCGCAGCGAAGGCAGGAACAACAUCACCAAGCUGAGCCCCGUGGAUGUCCAGGAGGUGGUGGAGCACCCCAAACCAACCUCCACCGACGGGGCAGAAGCACCACGGAAGCACCACCGGCAUCGGGAGAAGGAGAAGCUGGGAGAGCAAGAGAAGGGAGACGUGACCAAGGAUGAGAGCGGUGAAACCGGGGCGGGCAACAAGGAGGAGAGGCACAGGCAGCACCGGAGCCGCAGCAAGGAGGUGGAAGGGGGCAGCAAGGAAGGGAAAAGCGACAGAAACAGGGGGCAGGAAGGGGGGAAGAGGCACCACCGACGGGGCUCGGUGGAGGAAGGGGCCGAGAAGGAGCACCGCAGGCACCGCAGCCACCGGCACUCGUCCGACCGGCCGGGCAAGGAGGGCAAUGGCACUGCCAACGGUGCCCGCGGUGAGCGGCGCUCCCGGCACCGCGCUGGGCCCCGCUCUGCCAACAGGGAUGGAGAGCCCGGGGCCAAGGGGGACAACGGAGAGGAGCCCCACCGGCGGCACCGGCUCAGGAGCAGGGCACUGUCCACCUACGAGUCCGUGGAGAAGGAUGGUGUGGAGAAGGAGGGGGAGGCUGGCGAGAAGGAGCACCGGAAUCACCAGCCCAAGGAGAACCAGUGUGAGCUGGAGGCCAGUGGCAGUGGCAGUGGCCCUGGGAGUGUCCCUGUGCACACCCUGCCCAGCACUUACCUGCAGAAGGUGCCCGAGCAGCCGGAGGAUGCUGACAACCAGAAGAAUGUGACGAGGAUGAUUCAGCCCCCCCUGGACAAAACCACUGCUGUGAACAUCCCUGUCACCAUCACUGCCCCUCCAGGGGACACCACUGUCAUUCCAAUGAACAACGUGGAGUUUGAAAGCAAAACAGAGGAGAAGAAGGACGUCGAUGACUUGACGAAAAAUGGGCCUAAACCAAUCCUGCCUUACAGUUCCAUGUUCAUCCUCAGUCCCACAAACCCGAUCCGGCGCCUGUUCCACUACAUCGUCAACCUGCGCUACUUUGAGAUGGUGAUCCUGAUCGUCAUCGCCCUCAGCAGCAUCGCCCUGGCUGCAGAGGACCCUGUCCAAGCUGAGUCCCCCAGGAAUGACGCUCUGAAAUACCUGGAUUAUAUAUUUACAGGAGUCUUCACCUUUGAGAUGGUGAUCAAGAUGAUUGACUUGGGGCUGCUGCUCCACCCUGGCUCCUACUUCCGUGACCUGUGGAAUAUCCUGGACUUCAUUGUGGUCAGUGGGGCCUUGGUGGCCUUUGCCUUCUCAGGAACCAAGGGCAAGGACAUCAACACCAUCAAGUCCCUGCGGGUCCUGCGGGUGCUCAGGCCUCUGAAGACCAUAAAACGGCUGCCAAAACUGAAGGCUGUCUUUGACUGCGUGGUGAACUCCCUGAAGAACGUCCUCAACAUCCUCAUCGUUUACAUGCUCUUCAUGUUCAUCUUCGCCGUCAUCGCCGUGCAGCUCUUCAAGGGCCGCUUCUUCUACUGCACGGACGAGUCCAAGGAGCUGGAGAAGGACUGCAGGGGUCAGUACCUCGAUUAUGAAAAAAAUGAGGUGGAGGCACAGCCCAGGGAAUGGAAAAAAUACGAGUUCCACUACGACAAUGUGCUCUGGGCUCUGCUCACGCUCUUCACCGUGUCCACAGGGGAAGGGUGGCCAACUGUGCUGAAGCACUCGGUGGAUGCCACCUACGAGGAACAGGGGCCCAGCCCUGGCUACCGGAUGGAAAUGUCCAUCUUUUACGUGGUGUAUUUUGUUGUCUUCCCUUUUUUCUUUGUCAACAUCUUUGUGGCGUUAAUCAUCAUCACCUUCCAGGAGCAAGGAGAUAAAGUGAUGUCAGAGUGCAGCCUCGAGAAAAACGAGAGAGCCUGCAUAGACUUUGCCAUAAGUGCCAAGCCCCUGACCCGCUACAUGCCUCAGAACAAGCAAUCCUUUCAGUACAAGAUGUGGAAAUUCGUGGUGUCCCCUCCCUUUGAGUAUUUUAUCAUGGUCAUGAUUGCUCUCAACACCAUUGUCCUCAUGAUGAAGUUCUAUGAUGCUCCAGAAGCAUACGAAGAAAUGCUGAAAUGCCUGAAUAUUGUGUUUACAUCCAUGUUUUCCAUGGAAUGUGUGCUGAAGAUCAUUGCCUUUGGUGUACUGAAUUAUUUCCGAGAUGCCUGGAAUGUCUUUGAUUUUGUAACAGUGUUGGGAAGUAUUACUGAUAUUUUAGUAACAGAGAUUGCGGACACGGACAACUUCAUCAACCUCAGCUUCCUGCGGCUCUUCCGAGCAGCAAGGCUCAUCAAGCUCCUCCGCCAGGGCUACACCAUCCGCAUCCUGCUCUGGACGUUCGUGCAGUCCUUCAAGGCCUUGCCUUAUGUGUGUCUCCUCAUUGCAAUGCUCUUCUUCAUCUAUGCCAUUAUUGGCAUGCAGGUAUUUGGGAACAUUGCCUUAGAUGAUGAAACCUCCAUUAAUAGGCACAACAACUUCAGGACCUUCCUCCAAGCCCUGAUGCUCCUGUUCAGGAGCGCUACGGGGGAAGCUUGGCAUGAGAUCAUGUUGUCCUGCUUGAGCAACAGAGCUUGUGACCCCCUCUCUGGCCUCACCAAAAAGGAAUGUGGCAGUGAUUUUGCCUAUUUCUACUUCGUGUCAUUCAUUUUCCUCUGCUCCUUCCUGAUGCUGAACCUGUUCGUGGCUGUGAUCAUGGACAAUUUCGAGUACCUGACCCGGGACUCCUCCAUCCUCGGGCCGCACCACCUGGACGAGUUUGUCCGGGUGUGGGCUGAGUACGAUCCCGCAGCCUGUUGCCGCAUUCAUUAUAAGGAUAUGUACAAUUUGUUACGUGUAAUUGCUCCACCCCUGGGCUUAGGAAAGAAGUGCCCUCAUAGGGUGGCCUACAAGCGCCUGGUGAGGAUGAACAUGCCCAUCUCUCCUGAGGAUUUAACUGUGCACUUCACCUCCACGCUGAUGGCCCUGAUCCGAACAGCCCUGGAGAUCAAACUGGCCUCAGGUGGUGUGAAGCAGCACCAGUGCGAUGCUGAGCUGAGGAAGGAGAUCUCACUGGUCUGGCCCAACCUGUCCCAGAAGACUCUGGAUUUGCUGGUGCCUCCUCACAAACCUGAUGAGAUGACUGUGGGGAAGGUCUACGCAGCCCUGAUGAUAUUUGACUUCUACAAGCAGAAUAAGAACAGCAGGGAGCAAGUCCAGCCCCCUGGGGGCCUGUGCCAGCCCGGGCCGGUGUCCCUGUUCCAUCCCUUGAAGGCCACCCUGGAGCAGACCCAGCCCACGACCUUCAGCAAUGCCAAGGCUUUCCUGCGCCAGAAGAGCUCGGCCUCCCUCAACAACGGGGGAGCCUUGCCACCCCCAGAGGGAGGGAUCAAAGAGUCCAGUUCUUGGGGGACCCAGCGCACCCAGGAUGUGUUUUAUGAAACCAGAAGCCCAGCUUUUGAAAGAGGCCAUUCCGAGGAGAUCCCCAUUGAGAGGGUGGUGGAAAUGAAGGAGAUCAGCCCCACAGUUGCCAAUGGAGAGCCCCAACCAGGUCUGGAGAGCCAGGGCAGGGCAGCAUCCAUGCCACGCCUGGCUGCUGAAACCCAGAGGAGCAAAGCGCGGUCACCUGGGAGUUACCUGGCACCCAUCCCGGACACGAGCCCCAUGAAGCGCUCCGUCUCCACGCUGGCCCCGCAGCGCCCUCACGCCAUGCAUCUCUACGAGUAUUCCUUGGAGAGGAUGCCUCCGGAGCAAGGCCACCACCACCACCACCACCGCUGCCACCGGCGCAAAGAGAAGAAGCAGAAGUCCUUGGAUAGGGCCGCCCAUCACUUGCCUGAUGGACAAGCUGCCCAGUCUGGAGAGUCUUCCUCCAAGGACAAGAAGCAGGAGCGUGGCCGCUCCCAGGAGAGGAAGCAGCACUCCUCCUCCUCCUCCGAAAAGCAGCGCUUCUACUCCUGCGACCGCUACGGCAGCCGGGACCGUGCCCAGCCCAAAUCUGCUGACCAGAGCAGGCCCACCUCCCCCAACGGGGGCCCGGAGCAUGGCCCACACAGACAGGGCAGUGGUUCAGUUAAUGGGAGCCCCUUGCUGUCGACAUCUGGUGCUAGUACCCCCUGCCGGGGUCGGAGGCAGCUCCCACAGACUCCACUGACCCCACGCCCCAGCAUCACUUACAAGACCGCUAACUCCUCGCCCGUGCACUUCACCACUUUCCAAACCCCCACGUUCUCCCCGGGCCGCCUGAGCCGCGGGCUGUCCGAGCACAACGCGCUGCUGCGGGGGGAGCAGCAGCCACCCCCACCUGCCGUGGCCCGCAUCGGCUCCGACCCCUACCUGGGCCACCGAGACACCGCCGCCGAUAGCCCGCAGCGCGCCGCGCCCGAGGACACGCUCACCUUCGAGGAGGCCGUGGCCACCAACUCGGGCCGCUCCUCAAGGACUUCCUACGUCUCCUCCCUGACCUCGCAGUCGCACCAAAUCCGCCGGGUGCCCAAUGGGUACCACUACACGCUGGGGCUCAGCACGGGCUCCGGCGCCAGAGGACGCAGUUACUACCACGAAGCCGAUGAGGAUGACUGGUGCUAGCGGCUCGGCGGAACCCUGCGAGGUGUGCGUGCUUAAUAAGGAUGAGUUUUAUCAUCUGGAGGGCUGGGAGCUCCCACGGGGGCCUGGGGCCGGAGGCGGCCGUCAGGGCAGCCCCGAGAACUGCUCAGCGCCCGGGGCCGGAGAUGCCCUUGCAGCCUCUCUCCUCUGUUGUUCUUCAGUUUUUUUUCCUUUUUUGAUUUGUUUUUUGUUUUUUUUUUUUGCACUAGACAGAUGGAGGAAGAAGGCUCCCUCCUUCUGGGGAAGGCAGGGGGAGGAGCACAUCCCUCUCUGCCCUCUCCCCACUGCCUUGUCUAAUCCCGAGACACGCACCAGGCGCCAACCCGGCCACGGACGCAAGGAGCCGGGAGGAGAGCGAUCCUCACCUUCCAUGGUGGAAAAGCAGAACUGUGGGUCCUUCUCGAGAUUGGCGCAAUUUUGUUGGGCUAUUUCGUAAUUAAUUUCCCAUCAUAAUUCCCCCCUGCCAGGGCAGGAGCCGGGGGUCUCAAAGGGACUCGCGCAAACAACGCUCGCCCCCCACGUUCUGUCUCGUUGAGCGCUGAGAAGGAAGUGAUGCACCCAAGAAACUGGGAGAGGAGAAACACAGCCCAGAACAAAGGACAGUCCUUUGGGACUUGAUGUUCAGCCACUGCAAUCCUUUAGGGCAGAGCUGGUGCCACUCCCGGAGCUGACCCUGCUGUGGCACCGCUGCCCUGGGGGUCUCUAAUGUCACUCACCACAUCGGGUCCUUCACACUGACACACGGUAAAGUCACAAGAGAGCUCCUUUGUAAGGACUGUUUCCUUGCUGCUGAGACUUUUCAAUCCAUCCCUCUCUCCUGUUGACUGCAACACGCCCUCACUGUUUUGUCUUGUUUACAAUAUAAGCUUGAUUUAGCAAAAAACAACCUAAAAAAAAAAGUCCACAAAAAAAAAUAAAAAACAAAAACAACCCAAACAAAAGGAGGAAAAAAAGCGUAGGGGUGACAGGAAGAAAUGUUAUUGGUUUUAUAUCAAGCUAUUAGAUAGAAAACUUUAACUUUUCAUUGUGUGCAUUUUUGUAAAUUGUACAGUAAAAACAAAACAAAACCAAAAAAAAAAGAAAAAACAGAAAAAAUUUUCCUCUUUCUGUAGAGAAGUAGUCCAGUUGUCAUUCCAGGUCCCACCGUUUCUACCGAAUGCUCCAGUUGUUCACUACUAAGUGCCUAACCUUUGAAAUCUUUCACAGUGACGAUGCAACCUCUUGCUUCGAGGCAUCAGAGCUUGGGCGAGCGUGGGGAGGGCAGAGGGGGCUGGGGCAGGAGCCUCGGAGGGGCCAUGGGGUCACCACGGCCCAGACACUGCGCCCCAGGCUGGGAGCUUCCAGUGGGGAAGGCAAAUAUGAUUUGGGGUUGGUUUGGGUUUUGUUGGCCUUUCAUUUUUAAUUUUUUUUUUUUUUUUUUUUUUUUUAGAAUAUAUAAAUAUAUAUAUAUAUAGAUGUACUUUUAUGGGUGGGAGGGAAGUGAUUGCAGCAAACAAAGCCAGCCUUGUCUCAUUGCCCAGUGGAGGAAAUGCAGGUGGGAAAGGGCAGCUCCUGCAGGGGAAGCAGCAUAUCCCACAGGCCAGCUGAGAGAGCUCUGGCCAUGCAUCGCUGGUGUGGAGGGCAGUUGGAGUGAGUUGUUUUUAUUGCCUGAUAAGAGAAGGUUAAAAAAAAUGAUAAUAAUAAUAAUAAUCCAAACCUCUAACUCUGAUUCUCAGGGAUGAGAUUUCUGCGUUCUUUGCAAUGACUCUUGUGUUGGCUGGUUUCUUUCUUUUGUGCCCGUGUGGAUUCCUGCACUGUGAGCCUGGGAAAGGG